This is a messenger RNA of Striga asiatica, 2145 nucleotides long. The record is from the annotation of a GenBank genome assembly. Lineage: Eukaryota; Viridiplantae; Streptophyta; Magnoliopsida; Lamiales; Orobanchaceae.
GCCCACUCACUAAAUAACCCAAAAAGCCAUUUUUUAUCAAUCCAAAACAUUUUUUAUAUAAAUUAUUUUUUUAAAAUAAAACGAAAUAUAAAGAGAUAAACACAUAAAUGCACCCUCACAAUCACACGUCUUCCCACCCAAAAAAAAAGCAGAAUCCCAAGCUGCGAUUUUUUAAGCUUUUUUGAUUACUAAAUCCAAUUUGAAGCUCCGUAUUUUGCCGGCGAAACAAUCGUUAAUGGAGGCCAACGAGUUUGGGCUUUAUCACGAUUCUGUUAUUUGAAGUGCAAUUUCAAUUUCAUUCAAAAAGUAAUCGAUUACAAGAUCAUGGAGAUUUAUCGUGAGAAAGCCCGUGUUUUGUCUCCCCAUUGAUUUUCACAUUUGUCAAUUUUGUAUGCAAGAUCAUUUUGUAGUUGAAGGCAUAAAAAUGUUGGAUUUGUUGAAACCCAUGGAGCCUCCAGUGAAAAGAAGAGCUGGUCUGUGGGUUGUACAAGCAGGGCGAGGGUCAUAUCGAGGAAGUUAGCAGAUUGGUUUUCUUGAGUUUGUUGGGUUUAUUUCUUGUACUAGAAUAUUUUUUACCUUGUCAUAUAAUUAAUCAUGGGGACUAGUUUCCUGCGAACAAUCCUCCAACGCCUCUGCUGUGAUUCUCCGUGGGAUUAUACGGUUUUUUGGAAGCUUAAGCAUCAACAUGAAAUGGUAUUGGUGUGGGAAGAUGGCUUCUAUGACCCUAUGAAGCUAAGAGAUCCCUUAUUGGGCCCGGCAGAAGGUCCGUUUUAUGAAAGCCCGAACAAGAUAUUGCCCUCUGCUUUCCCUUCAACUGCCCUUGAUGGAAUACCUUGCGAAAAUCUAAUUGGUCGUGCUAUAGCUGAAAUGUCAAGUGCUUCACAUGUGGUGGGAAAAGGGCUUGUUGGAAAAACGGCAUUCACGGGGAAUGCUAGAUGGAUAUAUUCAGACAACAUAGUAUCUAAUGUCUUCAAUUCUAUUUUAAUUCCUGAGUGUCAGGAUGAAUGGCCGCUUCAGUUUGCAGCUGGAAUUAAGACUGUAUUACUUUUGCCUGUAAUGCCACAUGGAGUUCUGCAGCUUGGAUCAGUAGCAAUGGUGGCUGAAGAUGCAGCUUUAGCUGCUUAUGUAAAAACCAACUUUGAGGCCCACAUGAUGGAAGCCUCUCUGUACGGCUCCGAAUAUUCGGUUCAUCAGAUAUCAACAAUGUUUAAUUUUCCAGAUAAUUUGGAUCAAGCUUCAGCUAUCACCUCAGGAAAAGUAAAAUUAAUAGAGGAUCAAAAUACAACUCGUGUUGUUCAAGACUUCCGUUAUUUAUGCCCGCGUUUUGUUGCCCAUUCUCUCGAAACUUGGUCUAAAGUUGACUUCAAUGCUGAUAGUUCAUCAAACAAGUCGAGCAUUACUUCAUCCAAUGUGUCAUUAUCGGAAAAUUUGGCUUCUUCUGGAAAGCACGACAUAUCCACUAAAACCCCCGGAGUAGGAGAAUGUAAUGUUCGUUUUGAAUCGUUUGAAUCUGGAAUUAAUGCUGCCAAGAUUAGUGCAGUUUCUGAUAAGCAACGAAAGAGGAAAGGAUUCGACUCGGUAAACCCUGGAAAAUUAUCGGUUACCAAAAAGAAAAGGAUUCAAGAACGGCUGAAGGAGCUUAGGGACCUUGUGCCAAAUAGUGAAAAUUGUAGCAUUGAUGGACUCCUUGAUAAAACCGUAAAGCACAUGCUCUUCUUAAGGAACGUAACCAAGGGGACUCAUAAAUCGAGGCAUCACAAAACGGAAGUUGAUGAAAUGACAAAAAAACCAGCCAAAUUCAACCGGGCACGCGAGAAGGGAACUAGCUGGGCUGUCGAAUUAGGAAGUGAGCCACAAUCGCGCCCCGUUUUUGUGAAAGAUCUCAAUCAUCCCAGACAAAUGCUUAUACAUAUGGCUUGUGCCGAUCAUGAUCGCUUUCUGGAGAUUGCCGAUGUACUUCAUCAUUUGCAAUUAACUAUCCUCGAGUGCAAUAUGGAAGAAAGCUCGGAAAGUUCUUCGUGGGCCCGCUUUGUUGUCGAGACGAACGGAAACUUCCACCGGCUGGACAUAUUUUGGGCGCUCAUGAAGCUGGUGCAAGAAAACGGGCCGCCAAAUAAUGCCAAAAUUGUUGGGUCUUCCAUUUGA